AGGCUAGAGGAGAAGUUUGGAGAAGAGGAAAAGCAGAAGUUUGCGCAUCCUCUGGUUAUCAGACACCAUGAUGAGAGGGCACUGCGUUUGACGCAUAUCAAUGUGGUUCAGGGUUUCGAUCCAGCAGAGGUGGAGAUAUCAAUGAUGCGGCAUUCUCCAGUGUGGCAGCUGAUCCACUCUGUUGCUCAGCGGAGAAACAGCAACUCCUGGAUGGCCAUCAAACAGCAGCUACAACAUUACUGCACAGAUGAUGUUGUUUCAUGGCUGGAGGUGGAGCGUUUGGUUAAUCGGAGUGUGUUUGAGAGUAUGCCACUGACCAGAUUGGACAGUAAAGGUGUACUACUUAGGCCACCUGGACCACUGGGAACACUGAGACCAGCACAGGAACAGAUGACUACAUCAAUCCCCUGGGACAACCCACUAUCCUACUCUAAACAGCAGAUUAAUACCCUACGGACUAAAGGUUUCACCUUUCUCACGGAAAAUCCUGGUAACACAGAGGUAUUUUUCUAUAUGUUCUGUGCU
Molecule: messenger RNA, 525 nt
Organism: Notothenia coriiceps (black rockcod)
Lineage: Eukaryota; Metazoa; Chordata; Actinopteri; Perciformes; Nototheniidae
Product: sperm-associated antigen 17-like
Exons: 4
Biological process (GO): axonemal central apparatus assembly; epithelial cilium movement involved in extracellular fluid movement
Cellular component (GO): axonemal central apparatus
Source: RefSeq, a predicted model, not a curated record